CUAGAAAGGCACCACGUCGAAACUGUCCGACACCCCGAGCGGCUCAUCUCAAUUGCCGGUUUUGUAUAAGUGCUCAACGAAGCUCCUCAAGUGGUUGUCUCUCACCCAUCAUGGCGGACGCAGAAACCUGGACCCCAUGCUGUUCUAUCGAGGAAGCCGAUAGAAUACUGACACAUACCGGGGGCUUGCUCGAAAUUGAAACUCGCAUCGUUGACGGGGGAGUUCUGAAAGUCUGGAAGAAUCUCUGGCCGUCUCUGCGACUAUUCUUCCUCCACUCGACCAAGAAAUACGCAGACAAAACCUACAUAGUAUACGAGAAAGAGCGUUAUACCUUCCGGGAAAUCUUAGACAAGUCAGUCAGAUGUGCGGCCAUUUUCAGAGAUGUUUACGGUGUUAAGAAAGGGGAUCGAGUAGCUAUCUGCUCUCGAAAUUGUCCUACUUACUUGAUCGUGUUUUGGGCUUGCCAUCUUCUGGGAGCUGUAACUGCCCUUGUAGACAUAUCGCAGCCGUUAGAGUUGCUAGGAUACUGUAUCACGCUCACAAGAUGUGCACUGAUCGUCCUUGACCCCGAGCGAGCCGACAUGAUCGAACCGAUUGUUGCUGAGUUGAGUCUCGCAUCUGACGCGUCAGGAUACCUCGUACUCGAGGAUCACAAGGGAAAAGGCUAUUGGGAAGGUAUGGACGUUUGGAGUUCAGUCUCCUCCGGAUACAAUAAAGAACCCGGGGAUGUACUGAGUGACGACCCUCAAAUCUUGCCUGAAGAUAACGCGUCAAUUACCUUUACGUCGGGGACCACUGGCUUACCAAAGGGCGUCUUGAGCUCGCAGCGUGCAUUCUUGACGCCUAUCUUCAAUGUUUUUUCUUUGGCAGGAAGAGAUUGUUUUCGACGAGGCGAACCGUUCCCUCCGAUACCUGAUACAGGUCCCCAAGAAGGCACCCUGAUUCCAAGGUCACUAUGCAAUGCUACUGCAUUCAAUACGGCUAUGUUCGGUACUUCACAAGGAUUAAAACUUGUUUUAACGCGGACAUGGAAUAUCGAUGAAGGCAAAUUGUACAAAACGGAAAAUAUCACUCGGCUAAGCAGUACUUCCUCGAUCGUUAGAGAACUCGUUGAUAGUCCAUUAUCCGAGAUCUCGAUAAAGACCAUUGCAUAUGGAGGUACCUCUAUGGCGGCAUCUCACUUUCAGAGGCUGAAACAAGCCUUUCCCCUUGCCACAUUCAUACAAGUUUAUGGUCUUACUGAGAAUGGCGGCAGCGCGGUAGGCUUCGCUGGACCGGACUUUUCUGCGAGGCCUAAUAGUUGCGGUUUCGUGUCGCCUGUCAAUGAGAUCCUGAUAAUGAAGGAUGGUGUCAAGGUUGCGCCUGGAGCGGUGGGAGAGAUUUGGUUGCGCGGUCCGAAUGUGAUGAAAGGAUAUUAUGACGAUAGCGCUGCUACUGAUAAGGUCCUUACUAAGGAUGGAUGGCUACUAACCGGUGACCUAGGACGAAUGGACGAAUACGGUUAUGUUUACAUUAAUGAUAGGAGAGAAGAUAUCAUCAUUUGUGGCGGGAAUAACGUAGAAUCCAUUUUUGUCGAGAACGCCCUGUAUACCGAACCGGGUGUAUUGGAAACGGCGGUAGUCGGCGUGCCUGAUGAACACUUGGGAGAGUUGCCUGUGGCACUGGUUACCCUCAAGCCUAGAUAUCAUGGAUUAGUCAACGAGGAGAAACUCAGGGCGACUGCCAAGAAACUGCUACCCAAAUACGCUGUUCCGGUGAUGAUUAUUUUGUAUGAUCGCGGUUUCGAUCACACAUCUUCUGGGAAGAUUAUCAAAGCACCACUACGGGAUGUAGCCAAGAGGGAGUGGGCAAGGAGGUCGGGGAAAGAGCAGUCAAAUCUCCGGGCUACACGAUAAGGAGCGCUGUGGAAGUUCCAUGUAUAUGGACCAGCCUGCACAACAAAGUAUGAAUGGGAGGCGUAGUGAACGUAAAAUUUAAAGGGUAGUGGAUUCCUAUGGGGGUACUAUCAUGAACUUGCGGUCAAGGUCUAAUUAAACUCCCGAGGUACGAAGGAUGUGUCCUGCCUAGUAAUC
This is a messenger RNA of Desarmillaria tabescens, 2072 nucleotides long. RefSeq lists its product as uncharacterized. Lineage: Eukaryota; Fungi; Basidiomycota; Agaricomycetes; Agaricales; Physalacriaceae. The coding region runs from base 111 to 1895 and encodes 594 amino acids. The record is from RefSeq and is a predicted model, not a curated record. The transcript has 19 exons.